This is a messenger RNA of Corylus avellana, 941 nucleotides long. RefSeq names its product Nucleic acid-binding, OB-fold-like protein. The record is from RefSeq and is a predicted model, not a curated record. Lineage: Eukaryota; Viridiplantae; Streptophyta; Magnoliopsida; Fagales; Betulaceae.
CUAUGGCCGUGGUCCGUGGACAAACAAAGUGACCAAACGCAAGUUACGCAACCAGUGAUUCCACAGUCCGUGCAAUCUUUGUUCAAAUUCGCGAAAAUCUUCACCAGUCUUGGGCUAGUGCUAGGGCUUGCUUUCUUAGCAAAAAAGCUUGGUAUUCAAUCAAUGGCGACGAGUCAGCAGCAGCAAGCGAGCGCGAGCAGAAGAGCGGAGAAGAGAAAGCCGGUGUUCGUGAAGGUGGAUCAGCUAAAGCCAGGGACGAGCGGUCACACGCUGAUCGCCAAGGUCUUGACCUCCAACACUGUCUUGCAGAAGGGCCGCGCGGCCUCUCAGCACCUCCGCCACACCCGCAUCGCUGAGUGCCUCAUCGGCGACGAAACAGCUACCAUCCUCUUCACCGCUCGCAACGAUCAAGUUGACUUGAUGAAGCCAGAAGCCACUGUAAUUCUUCGUAACGCAAAGAUUGACAUGUUUAAGGGGUCUAUGAGGCUAGCUGUUGACAAAUGGGGCCGCAUUGAGGUUACUGAACCUGCUAACUUCAUAGUUAAAGAGGAUAACAAUCUCUCCUUGGUUGAAUAUGAGUUGGUGAAUGUAAUCGAAGAGUGAUUGUUGUGAAGUCAAGUAAACCCUAUGAUACUAAAAGAAGCCUGGUGAUUUCUUACCCAUUUUCAUGUCGCAUUGGAGGUACAUUUUCUUUGUGACAGUUGGGUUUGGUAUACAAGUCUCACUCAAAUCAGAGUGUUUAAAUGUAUUUAACAACUAUUAGGGUUAGUAUAACGAUAUUCAAACAGUUGGAUGUGUAGCUGGGUUUGGAAUACAUGUCUCACCCAAAUCAAGAGUGUUAUUACAACAGUUGGUGUGUAAAAAAGAGCAUUCGCCUGCUUAACUUGGAAUUGUAAGUUAUUUGAUGAUAAUAGUAAACUCCUACCGUGUCUUCAAAAUCA